Rotaria sp. Silwood1 is the source of this 270-nucleotide messenger RNA. NCBI's taxonomy places the organism in Eukaryota, Metazoa, Rotifera, Eurotatoria, Philodinida, Philodinidae. The record is from the annotation of a GenBank genome assembly.
AUGCCAUUAAUUAGAAAUUCAAUUCUCUCACCUGCAUCAAGAUAUGCUUUGUCAUUUAUUGAACAAUUAAUAGGAACACUUCAAAUUCAAAGUAUACAGCAUUUAUUUACGAACACAUCUAUAACAACAGCUGUAGACGAUAUAGUUCUAAAUACAGAAUGUAAUUCCAACAAUUUCUGCACGCAUGUCGAUGGUACUAUUAUAACAACUACAAUAAAUGAAGAACAAGUUGAAUCAUCUGCUCAAGGUGUUAAUACAAUUAGUAGUUGA